GUUUUCCAUACGGUGUGCUUUUGCGUAUCAGGUGUGUGUGUGUGAGAGAGAGAGAGAGAGAGAGAGUGAGAGAGAGAGAGAGAGAGAGAGAGAGAGAGAAUGGCAUCUUCUUCUUUGCUGUCCGCCAUCCCACAACAUUCUGCUUUAGCUUCCUCGGAGCACUUAAACUUCAAGUCAGCUAGGAUUCCUGUGAGAUCUAGUUUGGAAAAUGAGCAACAGAGUAGGGUUGAUUCAGACAACUCAUCGAAACCAGCAAAGGAUUCUCGAUCAUCAAUCUCUCGACGCAGUUGUCUCACUUGUUUAUGUUCCACUCUGUCCUUGAUGAACAAUUUUGGUACACCAAUUUCCAUACAAAAGGCAACUGCUUCAGAAGGAAAAGAAAGGCCAGUAUGCCGGAACUGUGGGGGCAGCGGUGCCAUUCUCUGUGAUAUGUGUGGUGGUACAGGAAAAUGGAAAGCUCUCAACAGAAAACGGGCUAAAGAUGUCUACGAGUUUACAGAAUGUCCAAAUUGUUAUGGUCGAGGGAAACUUGUGUGUCCUGUUUGUUUAGGAACUGGUCUACCAAAUAACAAAGGCCUUCUUAGGAGGCCAGAUGCACGACAAUUGCUUGAUAAGAUGUAUAAUGGUAGGCUGCUACCAAGAUCUUAAAUCACAUCAUUGAAAUGGUGCAGUUAGAGGCUAUUUGAUCACAAGAAUACACUUCGAUUUGUUGGACAAAGAAGUGGCAGAGAGUAAAGACUACAUGUUGCACCCCAAAGUGCAGCACAAAAACAGAAGCUUUUUCCCUGUUCUAGGGUCAUUGACAUGGUCUAACCGUACAGCUUGUACUCGCCAAAGUUGCAUGCAAUUUGGGUUGAUGAGGAGGUCCUUUUGUUUACCUACCAAACUCAUUCACUUAUUUUGUUUACCUACCAAACUCAUUCACUUAGCUACAGGAGCAACCUUAUGGUGCUUGAUGCUAAUAAAUUAAUGUUCCAUGUAGCGUACACAUGAUUAUUGCAUCGGCUAGUACAAAAGGUUCUAGUGAUUUGAGUACCGUAUGGUCACGGAUAAGCACCAUUAAGCCACAUUUGUUUGAUGUGGAAAAUGGAUUCUUUAUUGAGCUAAAAUUGUUUUGAAUUGAAUGCAUGUUCUUCAUAUCA
This is a messenger RNA of Carya illinoinensis, 1142 nucleotides long. RefSeq names its product protein PHOTOSYSTEM I ASSEMBLY 2, chloroplastic. The record is from RefSeq and is a predicted model, not a curated record. Lineage: Eukaryota; Viridiplantae; Streptophyta; Magnoliopsida; Fagales; Juglandaceae. The transcript is spliced from 6 exons. Bases 100 to 648 code for a protein of 182 amino acids.